Kickxella alabastrina is the source of this 897-nucleotide messenger RNA. RefSeq names its product cell division protein kinase putative. Lineage: Eukaryota; Fungi; Kickxellomycota; Kickxellomycetes; Kickxellales; Kickxellaceae. The record is from RefSeq and is a predicted model, not a curated record. Gene Ontology annotation, biological process: protein phosphorylation. Bases 1 to 897 code for a protein of 298 amino acids. Gene Ontology annotation, molecular function: cyclin-dependent protein serine/threonine kinase activity; ATP binding. Gene Ontology annotation, cellular component: nucleus; cytoplasm. The transcript is spliced from 4 exons.
AUGGACAAGUACCAGAAGAUUGAAAAGCUCGGCGAGGGCACAUACGGCAUCGUGUACAAGGCCCAGAACCGAGAAACACACGAGGUUGUUGCGCUCAAGCGCAUCCGCCUGGACAACGAGGAGGAGGGCGUGCCGUGCACAGCCAUCCGCGAGAUCUCGCUUCUCAAGGAGCUCAAGCACCCCAACAUUGUUGGGCUCUUUGACGUGCUGCACACCGAGAAGAAGCUGACCCUGGUCUUUGAAUUCAUGGACUCGGACCUUAAAAAGUUUAUCGACGGCUACGGCGGGGAUCUCGACCCGCUGACCGUCAAGCACCUCAUGUACCAGCUGCUCUGCGGAAUUGCCUACUGUCACAGAAACAGAGUUCUACACCGCGACCUGAAGCCCCAGAACUGCUCAUCAACAAACCUCGGUGAUUUUGGGCUCGCGCGCGCAUUCGGCAUCCCCGUACGCUCGUACUCCCACGAGGUCGUUACCCUGUGGUACCGCGCACCCGACGUGCUGAUGGGGUCACGCCAGUACGAUACCUCCAUCGAUAUCUGGUCGAUUGGCUGCAUUUUUGCCGAAAUGUCCACUGGCCUCCCGUUCCUCGCUGGCACAUCCAUCGAGAUGCAGAUCCUGCAGAUCUUUAGGAUCUUGGGCACCCCAAUUGACCCGCUUGCGCCCAAAGCCCAGCCACCACCAUCCCUCGACACGCUGUGGCCCUCAUGCUCGCAACUGCCCGAGUGGAAGACAAACUUCCCCACCUUCCGCCCCAUCCCGCUCGAACCGCUGUUGCCCAAGCUCAGCGCCAGUGGGAUCGACUUGCUGAAGAGGCUCUUGACUUACGAGCCGCAGAAGCGGAUAUCGCCGAGGAGGCCCUCUUGCACCCUUAUUUCGAGGAGCUGCGCGUUCUAA